Molecule: messenger RNA, 551 nt
Organism: Racocetra persica
Lineage: Eukaryota; Fungi; Glomeromycota; Glomeromycetes; Diversisporales; Gigasporaceae
Source: the annotation of a GenBank genome assembly
CAAAAAUUAAACGUAACCAAAAAAGGGAAGAGAUUCAAGUUCAAAAUCUGGAAGCUGCAAUAGCACCCGAAAUACUUGUAGACUAUAUGCUUGAAGCACUUCCAACUGAAUAUAGUUCAGAUAAUUACCUGUUUGAAAAAAAGUUUUUCGUCGCAUUGGAUCCAUUAUUGGAUAUUAUUAAUACAAACUCAGAAGAACAAGAAGAUAAAGAAAUCACACAAUGUUUAAUUAAUCGAAUCUCAAAGGCAGAUCUUUUUUUUUGGAUCUACCAUAAGCGUGAAGUAACAAAAAGUUCAAUUGCAUAUGUUUACUAUUGUAAUAGUCGAGAAGAAUUAAAAAAUAAAAAGCCUCAAGUUGAUAAUAUUUCAAAUCAACGUGAUACAGCAACCAGAAUUCAUCGUUAUGAUUGUGGGGGUACAAUUCGAAUGAACAUUGAUCGAAAAAAUAACCUAAUUGUUGUUAACAUUUAUCAUUUUCUUCAUUUACCACCUGAAACAAUUGAAACUACACUGCAAAUUCAAAAUUAUAUUACUAAAAAUUAUUUGUUAACA